Messenger RNA from Acyrthosiphon pisum (pea aphid), 1288 nucleotides. RefSeq names its product tachykinin-like peptides receptor 99D. Gene Ontology annotation, cellular component: plasma membrane. Gene Ontology annotation, molecular function: tachykinin receptor activity. The transcript has a single exon. Gene Ontology annotation, biological process: G protein-coupled receptor signaling pathway. Lineage: Eukaryota; Metazoa; Arthropoda; Insecta; Hemiptera; Aphididae. The annotation marks the transcript as partial. The record is from RefSeq and is a predicted model, not a curated record.
AUAGCUGUUCCCGGCACUAUUUUAUGUGGCCGGUCAUAUAUUUCUUCUCGUUUGUCGGUUAACGUAAAAAUUAGGAUUUCCACCGGUCCCGUUAUAAUAUUAUAUUAUAACAACAUUGCAGGAGAUAUAGCUUUCGAUGACUAUGAUAAUAUAUAGAUAAUAUAUAGAUCAUAGACUACUGUGUGGAACCGCAAGGUGAAGGGAUUAUCAGCUGAAAUCAUAUUUUAAUGGUUUGUUUUUAUAUUAAAAUAUGUUUGUGUGUGAAAAAAAGGUGCUAUCGGAGUAUUGUUUCUCGUCGAGAGUUUGAGACGUCUAAGGGAUGAAUAUAAUGACAUUAAAAACGCCGAAAAUGUUAUUUGCUCAAUACAUUCAGUCGUCAUUUUUUUUGGUUAACUUCACAAACACUCGCGUUCAUAGAUUUUAGGAUCUAGUUACUAUACUUUAGGGAUACAUUUGAAUCGAAUUGGGAAGUUCUCAUGACAGUAGUCCAUGGACCAGUAAUUGUUUACUUUAUUACUAUUGGAUUGUACUCGUGUUUUUAAAUCGUCUUAAUUCUAUAGGUCUUGUAUGACAAAACGCUAAAUUCCAAUAUACUUGGAUAAUAUAUUCAGUGCAGUGGAUUUUUUCCUAAACGUGUAUAUUGUAAUUUUGUUGAAUCUAGGUUUUGAUAUUUGGUCAAAAAUAAGACAUAUUGAAGAAAUUUUGGAGGGGGGAGGGUGGACCCCCCACCACAGACACGGCCUCGCAUGCGUCCAUUUUAUAUUAUUAUUAUGCACUUACUACUAUUUUCCCUUUGACCGAAGCUCGUGUGGAGUUGUAGAGCGGUUUUAGCGAUCCGAAGUAUAGUGUUGUAUGAUGACGAAAAUAUAAUUAUUUUUCCUUCGGUUGUGCGUACAUAGGUUUUCCGGAGCGGGCCAUGAACGGAUCGGAUUUCGGCGGGCCCAACUCGACCAGCAACGAAACCGACGGCGCGGCGUGGCCGGACAGCAACCAGUUCGAGCUGCCAUGGUGGCACCAGCUGGCAUGGACGGUGCUGUUCGUGCCCAUGAUCAUGGUGGCCACGGGCGGCAACCUGAUCGUCAUAUGGAUCGUCAUGACCAACAAGCGGAUGCGGAACGUGACCAACUACUUCCUGGUGAACCUGUCCAUAGCGGACGCCAUGGUGUCCACGCUCAACGUGUCCGUAAACUUUAGUUACAUGCUGACCAGCAACUGGACGUUCGGCACGGCCUAUUGCAAGAUCAGCCAGUUCGUGGCCGUGCUGUCCAUAUGCGCCAGCGUGUUCACC